Antechinus flavipes (yellow-footed antechinus) is the source of this 3712-nucleotide messenger RNA. RefSeq names its product cAMP-dependent protein kinase catalytic subunit alpha-like. Gene Ontology annotation, molecular function: cAMP-dependent protein kinase activity; protein kinase A regulatory subunit binding; ATP binding. Lineage: Eukaryota; Metazoa; Chordata; Mammalia; Dasyuromorphia; Dasyuridae. The transcript has a single exon. Gene Ontology annotation, biological process: peptidyl-serine phosphorylation. The record is from RefSeq and is a predicted model, not a curated record. Bases 717 to 1982 code for a protein of 421 amino acids. Gene Ontology annotation, cellular component: nucleus; cAMP-dependent protein kinase complex.
GAGCUCAAGCACUCAGUGAAAUCAUCUUUAAUGAAUUCUAGGGCAUUGUAACCUUUGGGGCUUCUGAGUAAGAGGUUUAUUUAUAUAGGUUACAGUGACAUCUUUAAGCUUUAAGGCUGAAUUUGAAAAUCCCUUUUUACUCUGUGUGUCACAUCUAAUGACUCUAUGGCAAAUAAUGGCUUUGGCAGGGAACAACAGCCUGUGAAAUUAAUGAGUUCUUGUUCUGUUUACCUUUCAUUUGAUAUUAACCAUUAUUAAAUAGGGUACUCUGUCUUUCCUUCAGUAAAUUCCUCCUCUGAUAUAAUAGCUCUGCCUUGGUAGGCAGCCUGGGGUCUCUUAAGGGCUAUGUCAGUUCAGUGCGAGCUGGUGAGGGGUUCGCCAGGCUGGACAAGUCUCAGAUAAGGACUGGAAAGGUGUCAGGAUGGUCAUGGGCCCCUGCUCAGUCAGACCUGGGCAGAUCACCUGCGUUUAAGCGGACCUUGUGACAAAGGGAAGCGUUAAAGAAGAAAAUCUUUCGGCUGUGGAUCAGAUAAAGUUAGAACAAACCCCGUGAGGAUUUAGACACUCGGCUACACUAAAAGCUCGGUCAAAUAGGUCCCUGUUGUAGCAAGGUUUCUGUGUUUCAGACGUAACAAGCUUUUCUGGGCGAUCUGCGCCCCGGCAUUCCCGAUCAUCCAUGGAGGUGGCCUUCUCACCGCUGGUGCAUUCUUCAUUCCAUGCCACCACUCAGUUGUCAUCUCCAUGGAAAAAAGAAAACAAAGGAACUAAGUCAGCUGAGCUCCCGACCGCCGCCGCCGCCGCCGCCGCCGCCGCCGGGCGGGGGUGGGGGACAUCUAGUGGCCUGCGUCCGUGUCAGCACCGCUACCCUGGACCGCAAAAAGAAGGACGCGGCCCGAGCUGGAGCCGGAGCCAGCUCCCCCGAUAUGGGGAACACGUCGGCCACCUGGAAGAUCAACGAGCAGGAUACGGUCAAGGAUUUCCUAGCCAAGGCCAAAGAAGAAUUCCUCAGGAAAUGGGAAAAUCCACCUCCGUCAAGUCUAAUCCAACUGGAUCAGUUUGAAAAGUUCAAGACUCUAGGCACCGGUUCCUUUGGCCGAGUGAUACUGGUGAAGCACAAGGAAACCGGGAAUUACUAUGCCAUGAAAGUCCUUGAUAAACAGAAGGUGGUGAAGCUGAAACAAAUCGAGCACACCUUGAAUGAGAAGCGUAUCCUGCAGUCCGUAGACUUCCCGUUCCUCGUCCGACUAGAAUUUGCCUUCAAGGACAACACAAACCUGUACCUAGUGAUGGAUUACGUCCCCGGGGGGGAAAUGUUCUCCCACCUACGGCGCUUAGGAAGGUUCAGUGAGGCCCACGCCCGCUUUUACGCUGCUCAGAUUGUCUUGACUUUUGAAUACCUUCACUCGCUAGACCUGAUCCACCGAGACCUGAAGCCUGAGAACCUUCUCAUUGAUCGGCAGGGCUAUAUCCAGAUGACAGAUUUUGGUUUUGCCAAGCGUGUCAAAGGCCGAACCUGGACCUUGUGUGGGACUCCCGAGUACCUGGCUCCCGAGAUCAUCCUUAGUAAGGGCUACAACAAGGCUGUGGACUGGUGGGCCCUGGGCGUCCUGAUCUAUGAGAUGGCCGCAGGCUACCCCCCCUUCUUUGCUGAGCAGCCCAUCAAGAUAUAUGAAAAGAUCAUCGCUGGGAAGGUGCGGUUCCCCUCUCACUUCAGCCCCGAUUUAAAGGACCUGCUUAGGAAUCUGCUCCAAGUGAACCUCACCAAGCGUUACGGGAACCUCAAGAAUGGUGUCAAUGACAUCAAGAACCACAAAUGGUUCUCCAGCAUCGACUGGAUAGCCAUCUACCAGAAGAAGGUGGACGCUCCCCUUAUACCCAAGUACAGAGGCGCCGGCGACACAAGUAACUUCGAUGAUUAUGAGGAGCAGGAGCUGCGGAUCUCCGUCAACGAGAAAUGCGCCAAGGAGUUUGCCGAUUUCUGAUGGUGUCACUGGGCCCUGGUGGUUUUCUUUGCGGGAGGGGGAGGGGGGUGGGGGGAAUUGAAUGACUGAGGGCCCCAGAGUUCCUUGCAUAUUAGUUUUUUCCCUUGGGAGUCAGGAAAGCAGAGAUGUUUUCAGGGUGGGGAGAGGGAGAUUCAAAUAUCUGAUGCCCCCUCUUCCCUCCCAUGCCUAACACCCACUGCUUUUCUUUCACUGUCUCACUCCAGCUGGUAGACCCCUGGCUAGGUUCCCUCUGCUCUUUGCCUAAUUCCAUACAAGUUUUAAAUGAGUUUUCCAGCCCAAACAGACUUGAACCUUCCCCCUCUUAACACCACCAGAGAUCAGGUUUCUUUCCACCCCUGCCCCCACUCAGAUUGAUAUACUUGUACCUAGAGCUAGGCCCUUGUUUUUGUAGCUCCUUAUUAAUUCCUCUGGUGCCAGAAAGCUGGGGCAGGAGAGCCAGGGACCCCAAAUUGGAAAAUCUCCCAAUUCUCAAGACUACCCUCUCCCUGGAACUUAAGAACUUUAUCUAAGGGUAAAAGGGCAAACAAACCAUUUCUCCACAAGGAGAAACCCUGCAUGGGAAGAUAUUUUGGUAAAAAAUUUUGUGGCUCCUUUAUAUUUAAAAAAAGUUUAAAUAUUAUUUAAAUUAUAUUUGCCUUCCAUCCUAACUCUUUCCUACCUUCCCCAGCUGUCCCAAAUAUAUGUUAAUGUGCCUGGAUCUGCCCAAAUCAAAGACUAUAGAGCUUUUAACCUCUGAGAUCUUAGCAGAUGGUUUUGAGCUGGGUCUGUGACUUGGGGAAAGAGGGGAUACUUGCUGCUGAUAUCAACUAAGGAAUUGUGGGAAUCAUUGUGAGAUUCCCUUGAGGGGUAGCCUGCCAAGUUUGAAACAACCCUGGACCCUCAGUACUAGCACCAUCACUACCCUUACUCCCAGUGGUCUCCUUUCCUCAUGAUCAGCUUUCUUAAUCCCUAUAGCUUCCCUAUUCCCCAGUUUUUGCUCACUUGGGGUAUUAGAGCACCAGAAUAAAACAAACAAACAAACAAAAACAUUUCUCAACCCACUCUGGCAGCCUAGCUUGUGAUCCCUGCCAAAGAGGCCUCUCAGAUAUCCCUGGAGCACACCUCCUUCAUUUUGGCCAUUCUUAUCUAUAGAUUUUUAAUGCACAGCCACUGACUUCUCAUUCUAUCUGGGAGUGUCAUUCCCUAAAAGCAAGUUGAAGGAUGUAGCCCACCCUGGAUAGGGAAAAAGGGGAGCCUCCUCCACACUGGGAAAAAGAAAAUAGUAAGUGCCUCAGCUUCAAAGUAAAGAGCUUCCUUUCGCCAUGGGAAUGCCAAUUUUUAUUGCCCGAUAGAUUCACCACUAUCUUCCAUCCCUAAAAGUACCUUCCAUCUGGCUUGGAUGACAUCUACUCAUCACUUCUCCCACUGACCCCUUGUUGAGGCAUAUGAAUCAUAAUUUUCCCACUCUCUCUAGGAAGUAAUCUGAGUGGAGAGCAGCCCACUUCUCUCCACCCCUUUUUCUUUUUUUGUCCCUUUCUCAAUUUUCCCCAUCUCUGAAGGAGUUCAUAGGCCUGGGGUAGGAGUGGGGGUGGGGAAUACCUGGGAAUUUAAAACGGUGUAAUUCAAAGAAAUUUGUUUCAUGGAAAUGACUUCCUCUUUAUGUGCUUUGUUGUAAACACAUUUGAAAACUAUUACCAAUAAAGUUUUGUUUAAAAAAAAAGAAAAGAAAA